This is a messenger RNA of Cyclopterus lumpus (lumpfish), 1054 nucleotides long. It is a transcript of the gene tsr2, whose product is annotated as TSR2 ribosome maturation factor. Gene Ontology annotation, cellular component: nucleus. The coding region runs from base 289 to 825 and encodes 178 amino acids. Lineage: Eukaryota; Metazoa; Chordata; Actinopteri; Perciformes; Cyclopteridae. The record is from RefSeq and is a predicted model, not a curated record. The transcript has 5 exons. Gene Ontology annotation, biological process: maturation of SSU-rRNA from tricistronic rRNA transcript (SSU-rRNA, 5.8S rRNA, LSU-rRNA).
GAAACGAGACUGAGUCUGAUCCGGAUCCGUUUCUUCACUCGACUCUUCCUGUCUGAUCCGGAUCCGUUUCUUCACUCGACUCUUCCUGUCUGAUCCGGAUCCGUUUCUUCACUCGACUCUUCCUGUCUGAUCCGGAUCCGUUUCUUCACUCGACACUUCCUGUCCGAUCCGGAUCCGUUUCUUCACUCGACUCUUCCUGUCCGAUCCGGAUCCGUUUCUUCACUCGACUCUUCCUGUCUGAUCCGGAUCCGUUUCUUCACUCGACUGUUUCUGUGUGUCAGAUCCAACAUGGCGGCCUCUGCUGCUUCACGUGAGCUCUUUACGGAGGCAGUGAGAGCGGUUCUUCACUCUUGGCCGGUUCUUCAGAUCGCCGUGGACAACGGGUUUGGGGGCGUGUUCGGACAGCAGAAAGCUGAUUGGAUGGUGGACGUAGUACAGCAGUAUUUCCAUGACAAUGCUGACCUGCAGAACGGGGAGGUGGAGGACUUCCUUGCUGACUUGAUGGAUCAGGAGUUCGACACCAUGGUGGAUGAUGAGAGUUUACCUCAGGUGUGUGACAGUCUGAUGCAGGCCUUCCUUCAGUGGCAGCAGGGGGCGCUACAGCAGCUCAAACACACCAUCAACACUCUUACACAGAAGAAGAGUCAGAGGGCAAAGGUCACGGCUCCGCCCACGCAUUCUGAUGAAGACAGCGACGAUGGAACAGAGGUGAUGGAGUGUGAAUCCUCCAGUCCGUCGGUCAGCAGCAGAGAUCCUCCUCCUCCUCCUCCUCCUCCUCCUCGGGAUGAAGAGGACGGCUGGACGGUUGUGCGUAAGAAGAAGUGAAGAGGAAGAUGAAGUGCAGGAUGAACUGUUGAACUGGUCGGCUGACAUUUCACCUCUUUGGAACGGGUCUGAGCAUGAGCUGUUUCUAACGGGAGCUGACGGUGUAGCGGUGUAACGGUGUAGCGGUGUAGCGGUGUAGCGGCGUAACGUGUUCUCCUCCCGGAGGAGCGACGCUCCACCACUCACCUCGUUGGUCUGGUUGUUUUUAUAUUAAACCUGUUGAGUUUAC